AUGAUGAAAAUAUUUACUUCUAAAUAUACGAUUUUAAUAUUGCUAAUAUUCAUUUUUCAAAAUGAAAAUAUUGCUGCAGUUACAUGCGAUAAUUAUAAUAUCACAUAUUCUCAACAAAAUGAUGCUGUGACAAUAAAUUUUUCAUCAAAUGAUCUAUUAAAAUUGAAUCGAAAAGUUCAAUGUACACCAACUUCUACAGAAGAAACAGUCUAUGGAUGUGCACAUCAAUGUGUUGGAUUAGGAUAUGGACAAGAAGGUGAAAUAUUUAUUGAAAUGCAACAUGAUAAUGGAACUAUACAACCUUGUACCAUAGCAUAUACUAUAGAAUUAUGCGAACCAACUUUAGCAUUUUUUAAUGUUCCUGGUGAUAAAGUACGUUUAGGUAUUAAUCGUCCAAUGGGAUCUUUUGAUUAUGUUAAUGUUCAAUGUUCGAAUAAUGAAUCAUACCUAAUAUUCAAUACUAGCACACCAUUGAACAGUUCUAUAAUUACAGUCGAUUGUUCAUUUAUACCAAAUCUACCACUUAUGAGUUUUAUACUCGAAACUAUUAAAAAAGAUUUUCGUACCGCAGUUAAUCAUAUUAGUCAAGAAGUUCCAUUGCCUGUUCCAUUUGAUUUUUCUCUUGAUUCACGUUUACUAACUAUAAGAGCAUAUGCACCACCAUUAAUGAAUUUAAAUAGUACAUAUGAAUUUCAAUUGAUAUUUUUCGAUAAAAACGAUGAACAUAUUAUAUACAAAAGAGCAACAAUAGUCAAUCUUUUACCAAAUUUAGGUAUAUCAUUCAAUUAUAGUCUUAUACCAAAUCUUGAACAUAAAAUUAUUUUUACACAUAUUGUCAAUGCAACAAUGUAUGCUGAAUCAAGUUCAAUAGUAUCGCCAAUAUCAAAUAUGUUAUAUCCAUUUGCAGUAAUAAACCUACAUAUAGAAGAAAAUUAUCAUAAUAUUAUUGUUAGUUGGAGUGAUUCACAUUCUUCAUAUGAUCAAAUCGAAUAUAUUGUUUCAUGUAAUUCAAAUAAUAAUUUGACAAGAAAUGUCGGUAGAAAUACAACAUAUGUUUGUGAAAAUAUAACCUUUAAUGAAACGAAUAGUAUUUCUGUAGAAACAAGAUUAGCUAUACCUGGUUAUAUACAUGAUCGAAUGGUUAUUGCGAUAUUGGAUGUUCCACAAGUACCUCAAAUACCGAUAUUUGAAGUUUUUAAUAGAACAGAAACAAGUAUUACAGUUCGAUGGCAAUAUAAUAAUGAUUCAUUUUUAACAAAUACAUUCGAAUAUAAUAUAAAAUGUGGUUUAAAUGCAAAUCCUAUUCAAAUUGAUAUUCGAUCAAAUGAAUAUGUAUGUCAAUCACUUGAAGAAGGUACAAUUUAUGUUAUCACCAUGUUAGUAGGGAGUUUUUUUAAUAUUAUUCAACGAUCAUCAAGUAUUCAGACAAAUACAUUACUUCCAACUUGUCAAUAUCAAAGUCAUUUUUAUUCAUCUGAUUUUAAUGGUACUCGUUUUGUUAUUAUUGAAUGGAGUCCUCCAGAUAAAAAUUUCGAUAAGAUCUAUGUACAAUGUCCAUCCACAUAUAUUCCUUUUGAAUAUAAUCAAGUCACAUCAUUUAUGUACAUUAAAUGUAUAAUUUACAAUGGAGUACCAUUUAAUGUGACAUUUGCCACUGUUAAGAGCGGUUUUGAAUGGGCAAUAUUUCAAUUUACAGAUACUCCACCAACCGAUUCAUCAUCAACAGCAUCAACAUCUUUAUCAGCAGAAACAUCAUCGAUUACUGAUUCAAAUUGUUCUCAAGAUAUAUUCUUGAAAACAGAGAUCAAUAUGAUAAAAUGGCGAACAGCAGCAAUAAUUGCUUUUAUAGUUGCUGGAGUUUUAGCUUUAUCUACUAUAUGUCUCAUUGUUUUUUCUGUUCUUUUAUAUUUACGAAAUCGAUAUAAUGUUCGUGAUGAAUAA
Adineta steineri is the source of this 1941-nucleotide messenger RNA. NCBI's taxonomy places the organism in Eukaryota, Metazoa, Rotifera, Eurotatoria, Adinetida, Adinetidae. The record is from the annotation of a GenBank genome assembly.